Kluyveromyces marxianus DMKU3-1042 is the source of this 3975-nucleotide messenger RNA. RefSeq names its product Sok1p (gene SOK1). The transcript is spliced from 2 exons. Gene Ontology annotation, molecular function: protein heterodimerization activity; DNA binding; structural constituent of chromatin. Gene Ontology annotation, cellular component: nucleosome. NCBI's taxonomy places the organism in Eukaryota, Fungi, Ascomycota, Saccharomycetes, Saccharomycetales, Saccharomycetaceae. The coding region runs from base 1 to 3975 and encodes 1324 amino acids. The record is from RefSeq and is a predicted model, not a curated record.
AUGUCCGGUAGAGGUAAAGGUGGUAAAGGUCUAGGUAAAGGUGGUGCCAAGCGUCACAGAAAGAUCCUCAGAGAUAACAUCCAAGGUAUCACCAAGCCAGCCAUCAGAAGAUUGGCCAGAAGAGGUGGUGUCAAGCGUAUUUCCGGUUUGAUCUACGAAGAAGUCCGUAACGUUCUAAAGACUUUCUUGGAAUCCGUCAUCAGAGACGCCGUCACAUACACUGAACACGCCAAGAGAAAGACUGUUACUUCUCUCGAUGUUGUGUACGCCUUGAAGAGACAAGAUAUAUCAGAUACCUCACUCAUGGAGCAGACAAGGACUCAGGCGAAUACUCCUCCGCAGGAAUCGUUGCAAAUGCAGGAUGCAGGCUCCCAGAAUAAUUCGAGUAGCGCCAGCGCUUCUCAGGCAGCGGCAGUGGCAGCAGCAGCAGCAGCAGCCGCUGCUGCUGCUGCUGCUGCCUCAGUGGUGAUUUCCCCGCCGUCGCAAGGCUCGUCUAGCAGCCCGCACUCGGGAAACCUCCAGCCAGGCGCCAAUAUAGGCAGUGGCAGCGGCAGCGGCCUUGACCUUGGCCUUGGCCUUGUUGAUGGUAGUGCUACGAACGACAAUGGAAGUACAGGUACCAGGGGUACCAGGAGUACCACUGGUAGCGCUAUGUCGCAGUCAAAUAGCGACCAGAGCGGCAGUAGCAGCAGCAGCAGGCCGAGAGAUCACGGCAGCAGGGAGGACCAGCUUGUGGGCGUCGACCUAGGGUCCGCCAGCAUGGGGCCUGGCUCCCAUUUGCACUUGCACUUGGACGAGUACGUCCAGGAUGCAAGACAGAUGGGCAGUAACGGGUUUGUUACCCCGUCGCAUGCAAAGGAGCAGCACCAAGGCCCUGGCCACAGCCAGGGCCAUGGUUCGAGCACUAGCCCUGGCCCUGGCCCAGGUCCUGGCCACAGCCAAGGCCCAGGUCAUAGCCUCUUCCCUCCCUCAGGCCCUCUCGAGAACCAUUCCGAAAAAAGAAACGUUUUUCAGCACAAUCAGGAUAUUCACAAGAAUAUGCAACAGAGCAACGCAAACAUCAAUAGGGAUGGUGUUGGCAUAGAGAUGGACGACGUCGACAUGGACGGAGAUACAAACAUGGAUGUCAACAUGGAUAUCAACAUGGACAUGGACAUCGACAUCCAAGAAGGUGCACACAGAGAUACCAUGGACUCCUCGCCGUCAACCUCACCUUCUUCUUCUUCCUCCUCCUCGACCUCAACAUCAACAUCCUCUUUAUCGUCGUCCGGCAGGUCCAUGGCCACCCACUCCUCGAAUUCAAACUUCAACGCAGAAAGACGGCCCUCCUCCUUCAACACGGCCAUCUCACACAACAAUACCACCAUAUUCAAGCCGUUCGACUCGCAAACGGGCCAAUUCGUGGCCCCACCGGCCGUACCAUCAAAACGCCACAACAGAAAAGAACAAGACAUGGAACAGCAGCAGGAGCAGGGGCACGAGCACGAGCACGAGCACGAGCAGGAACAGGAUGAUGAUGAUGAUGAUGAGGAUGAGGAUGAGGAUGAUCUCAUGGACUCCACUCGCCACAAUCAUAGCACCGCCACCACCAUCAGACCAGACGAAUCAUCACCCCCCUCCACUUCAACAUCGGCCGUAACCAGCCUCAUGUCUACUUCAUCAGACCCUCACUCAAACCCAAACUCAAGCUCGAGUCUGAACAAUACAACCAUGUCCAGGUCUGCCGGAAAACAGACUUUCGGAAAUGUUACCACCACCACCACCACCACCAACAACAACACAAACAACUCCUCCGCUCACCAACAACGGAAAAUGCAUAAUCAAAUACCCCAACAUACCCCACAGACACAGGCACCCUCGUUCUCAAGAGUCCAAAGAUCAAAAAUGAGGUCUCUUUCGGUACCAACCAUAUUGCAUUCUUCGUUGCGGAAGAUGAGCAACGUAGCCCAACACAACGGCGUAAACCCCACUACUUCCAAGCAUCACCAUCACCAUCAUCACCACCACCAACAACAACAACAGUUACCCCCAGCACGCUUGACGUUGAAACACUCUAAUAACUCGUCCACUUCUUUGGCCCAGGCGAACGCGAACUCGAACUCGAACUCGAACUCAAACUCGAACUCAAACUCAAACGCCAGCCAGAACCCCGUGGGACUCGUAAGAAAGAAACGAUCGCUCAAGAGGGACCAGUUCUCGUUGAGAAAUGCCAUCUUGAUGACGCACCGCCUACACUCAUCAGACAGCAAGGAUAUCUCGUUGGAGGAAAGGAUAAAGUACAUCAAAACAUACCCAACGCCAGUACCCUUACCGCCAAUUAACUUGCAAUGUUUGAAAGAGAUCGAUUUGUCAGAGAUCGUGAAGAACCCGCAAUUGAGACACGAUAUAGUUUUCGACCCAAUGCUCCAAUUCAGACCAAACCUCGAUGGCGAAAGAGGUAUCAAGAAAAGACAAAUUGCAGACAAGUACUGGAACGAUGUGGAAAAUGAAAUCUUCGUUUACAACCAAAGGCCUGACGUGUUCGAUGAAAAUAGAUCAAGACUAGUGCCACUAUUCAAUACCCUAAAGGAUGUCCUGGUGACCAUUGUGCCUCAAAAGGAGGUCUCAACCGUGGCAAACGUGUUGGACACUGAAUUGCUAAUACAAGAGCUAUUAAAGGGUUCGCUCGUGAUGUCAAGCUUUUCAGAAUGGCUGUCACAGCUUUUCAAGCACCACUGUGCUCCAAUGAGAGAUCCGUGGGUAGACAAAAUGUCUUUGAAGUUUAAAGAGGCAGAGGAGAAUAACUCCAUUCCAACAUUGGUGGAAGCCCUAAGGCUAGUGUUCCAGAUAUUGGAAGCAAUGAAGUUGGAUAUAGCCAACCAUCAGAUUAGAAUCCUAAGACCAGCUCUCUUGAGCAAUACUGUUGAUUUCGAAAAACAAUACUUCCAAUCUUUGUUGAACAGCAGCAGGGUAGAUCUAAAAUCUUCCCUAAAGUGGUUCGCGGACAAGUACAAGGAGGCAUGUGAUGACGGGCUAAUAGAUCCUUCUAAGCCAACCUCUAUCCCACAGCUUUACAAAGUUUGCAUCAGGAGUGUGAUAAGCCUUUUAUCGUGCAGAAAAAUGGUUAAAGAAUACCCCACAGCGUUGUCAUUUGACCACGCAAGACUAAUACUACUCCGGGCUGACAUUAGGCAAAUCGUUUGUUUGAUGGUUUGUAAAUUACUAUUUAAACAACUCGUGGCAAACAAUACAGAGCUCACCAGACCGAUGAAAGAGUUUAUCAUCAAGAGCUACACUACCAAAAGGUUGAAAGAAGAAAUAGUCAGUAUCAUCACUGAUGAACAUGGAAACUGCAGAUGGACUAAGAAUACUUUGAGUAUCGCAGUUCAGCUAAACAAGGUAAUCGAUCAGUUGAAGGAAGAGUAUCUCAGACAGAAUCCAGAAGAAAAUGCAUCAUCAAAUACUGGCUCAGAAUCAUCUUCUCAGAAAGAACAAUUACCACAGCCACUACCAUCUUCUUCUAGUGCUAAACUAUCUCUUGACCAGAAGAAGAUUGACUUCUCUACAUCGUGGUUGUCGAAGCAAACUCAACCACUGAGCGAUGUGUAUGGGGUUCUUGAAGCUAGGGUGUUCAGGUCCCUUGAAGAUGUGGUUUUCAAAUUUGGAGAAUGCUCCAAAGACGGAACUGUCAAGCAAGAUUUCAUAAGUAUGUGCGGAAACACUACAAAUUCCGCAUCAACCGCAGCCGGCGGCGUAGCAGCAACAGGCGAUGAACCAACUGCUACAUUGUCUUCCUCUGCUUUCCAAUCACCUUCAAAGGCAAACCGGACUUUAACAAGCAAGAAGGAAUUGGAAAUCAAGGAAAGUCUCGCUGCUAUUGAUAUGGAAGAAUUCGAAAACUCUUACCGCCACUUAUACACAGUGGUAAACUUCCAUUGGUCUGUCUUUGGAUGCCACUACCUCGAAUAUAUGGGAGACAAGGUCGAGAAGGUAUAA